AUGAACAAGUCUCCAAAUGAACUGGGCAAUUGCCUAUUUACCCCUUCCCUGGUUACGCCGCUGUCUGGCUUUACUACAAUUGUGAAUGCAGCGAUUAUUAUGGGUGGUAACGAUUCAUUGAAUACAGGUGCUCAAGUAGGUAUUGGAAUAGGAAUAUGUUUUGUAUGGGCUGCUCAAAAUGCAUUACGUAUUGAUCAACAAGGCUGGUUGAACAAUUUUACGGUAUUUUUUCAACUCGGGUCAGCAAUCACUAUUGUUGUAGUGCUUUUUUCUAUGGCAUCUGAGAGAGUUACAGCUCGUCAUGUUUUUACAUCAACAUACAAUGGUACUGGGCUCUUAUUCCCAUAUGUAUACGUCAUUAGUAUUUUGUCGACACUUUUUUCAUUCUCUGGUUAUGAAGCUGGUGCUCAUUUGGCUGAAAAAACUAGAGGUGCAAGUCGAGUAGCUCCCACAGGAAUUGUGGGCACUUUUAUAUGCAGCGCUAUUACUAGUUUCGUUUAUCUUCUUGCUCUACUGUUUGCUAUUUCGGAUAUAAACAAUUUUAUUAUGAAUAAUAGUGGAGAUAGUUCAACUCAAAGUUUCACUACUGAUGCUUAUCACACUGCCGUACCUUACGGAGGGGGAAUUGGUGUGACAAUUUGA
Molecule: messenger RNA, 642 nt
Organism: Rotaria socialis
Lineage: Eukaryota; Metazoa; Rotifera; Eurotatoria; Philodinida; Philodinidae
Source: the annotation of a GenBank genome assembly